Messenger RNA from Purpureocillium lilacinum, 1398 nucleotides. Lineage: Eukaryota; Fungi; Ascomycota; Sordariomycetes; Hypocreales; Ophiocordycipitaceae. The record is from RefSeq and is a predicted model, not a curated record.
AUGGGCGAAGCUAGAGCGUGGAACGUUGGCCCUCGGCUGGCUCAGCGAGAGCUCCCGGACAUUCCAGAAGUUUACAACACGCUUUUAUCUCAGGGGCGUAUCUGGGAUUUUCGUGACUUCUUCUUGGCUCUCCUCCCAUGGUUUGACUUCAGCAUAGCGUCUGUCAUGGAGGAAAUCUUCGACACUCCUGGCUAUAGCCGGCGCCUCCUUGAUGAUUGGAUCAACGACAUGAACGAUGUGGAUGAAGCCACCACCCUCGCCCUGCUGGACCUUAUUGUUUCUGUUCUUUACAGGAACCUUCGUACCUCAUCGAAGCUCGAAAUGCUGGAACAGUGGACGAGUGACGCUCAUUAUCUGGCCCAUAACCUAAGGAGCAACCAUGCCGGCUGCAUGAAGAGCCGAACCUUUGCAAGGUGGAUACUGGUUGAAGCGGCCAACUUGGUUUCCAAUGAAUUCGGAGGUUUUGAAAGUGCAAUCAGAAAGACUCACUCUUCUGCCCCGGGGUUUACAUUCGCAUGGGGAAUAGGCGUCCCAGUCUAUGUUCCGGCUGCCACUGAAAACCCCUGUUGGCAGAUGCCAGGAGUGCCCUCAGAACGGAAGGAACCAAUCAUUAUGGCGGCAAGGUUGGCAAAGGAGUUGCAGGACCAUCAGACUGAAGAGCUCUGCCUGGAACUGCUGAUCAUAGUCUCCGAGGAUCCGGCCGUGCACUUCGAGCAACUUUCCCAUCUACAAAAUUCCGUUCAACGAAACCGACUGGGCUUCCUGUGGACUUGCUUGUCGAGAUAUCUCAUUUCCAGAGAUACUGCGACAAAGCGCCAGCUGCUCGAAGACUUGAACAGUUUUCCCGAUUGGGUCGAUCGAGGUGCUUUAUUUGAUCCACCAGCCUGCUUUGCUCGAGACUUUAUCCGGGGAGCUCUCUCGAGUCAGCUGAACCACCAUGGACACCGAGAAUAUCCCAAGGAGUCUUUUACAAAGUCCAUCCAGAUCUACGGCAAGUUUCUCCCGGCUGAGAUGAGCCAGUUUGUAAGCAGCUUGACGGGACUGGCCUGGAAACACGCCUGGAACGUAGGAGACUUCGCUCAUGAGCGUCAAAACAAUGGAAACAGCAGAGAACAACAAAUAUAUCAGACACGGCUGUCGGAACCAGUCGGCAGAGCCAUAUCCGAGCGUCGCACACAGAGCCGCGAGCGUACUGGCCUGAUACUCCAAGGAAAGGCCAGCUUGCAUGACAGCUCGAAGAGGGAUGGUCAGGGAAGGGAAUUUGCUCGAAACAAGACCGGAGACAUGGCAAAUACACGCACCACUGAGCGUCGUGAUGCAGAACUCGAUCAGAUGCCGCCGCUCCAGCACGCAAGGCCUCUUCAAAGCUCGGUCCCUCGAAGGAAUCACCAUGUUUAG